Molecule: messenger RNA, 739 nt
Organism: Amoebophrya sp. A120
Lineage: Eukaryota; Dinophyceae; Syndiniales; Amoebophryaceae
Source: the annotation of a GenBank genome assembly
AGCCAGUCGUAUCAGGGGAAGAGAAAUAUUAAGGGGAUAGCACAGGAAAAGGACAUGGAUAGUAUCAAGCGCCGAAAAGUUGCUGUGCUGUCAGCUGCAGAAGAAGGAUAUCAAACUCAACAACUCCUGGUGAUCCGCGCCCGGUUGCUGGCCCUCCUUGUCUUCACCGACAUCCGGCGGUUUAUGUUUGAAACGGCAAAACAUUGGUCAGACGAAACGCGGGAACAGUAUCGCUGCCGAGAACCGUCGAAAGGACAUUUGCUUGAGCUAUUGCGGGAAUUGACGAGGGAAGAUGAAGCGAUGACUAAUCGUCCGGGGAAUGCUAGCCGCGAUACACCAAGGCCAAUCAUCAGCCAAAUGUUGAAUUUUCUCGCCGAGGAAGUGCGAGAGGUCGGGGAAAAUCGAAACGCGAGCAACGGCGUGAAGCGGCUCGUAAGUGAGCAAGAUGGUAUUGAUCACGUGCGGGCGGCAGCGUUGCGGGAGAAAGACAAAGAAGCUACAACAUGUUAUCCACCGUCUUCAAGUAGUUCUUCUGCUGCAACGACCGCGUCCACGGCGGCGUCUUCUAAUUCCGGUGGGUCAACAUCUGCUGGCUCAGGCUCAGCAUCCGUUGCUUCUUCACACCCUUCUGCACGAGCAGAUACGAUCACCUAUGACGACUACAUGGAAAAAACGUUGGAAUACACAACCCGACAGCUCGGUGUAGCUUUUCGAAAAUUCGCCUCAACCCCGAUGCGGU